CCUUAGUAGAAGUUGUAUUCUGCCUGGCAGCCUUAGCAAGGGUUUCUGAAGGUACCACAGGCUUGGCAUUCUUCUUGCCCUUCUUCCUUUGUACUUCAACAAAUUCACCAGCCGGAUCCUUAGGUUCCUGCACAACAAUGGUCUUUGUCGUGGCCUGCUUACUGGCUGUAGCAGCCUCCAAUUCUGCUGGUACAACUUUGGCCUUUGUUGAGGGCUCCUUGGUGAUCUUGUUAGACUCAACUUCUUCCGGUUCUCUGCUUUCUGCCCUUUCUUUGGCUGCCAGUACACUACAAACAAACGGAUGGUGUCCAUAUUGCUUGCAAUGGAAGCAAUAAUUCGGGAAUGUUUCAUAUAAUACCCGCUGCUCAAUGGUUUUCCCUGAAGAUAUCCGGAUUGGAAAAGAGAGAGGGGGUGGCUUUGUGACGUCCACUUCAACCAAUACCCUAGCGAAGUUGUGGUUUGCCUUUUCAAGUGUUACCUUAUCAGUUGCGAGCGGAAUUCCAACCUUGGAUGCAACCUCGAUUAUAAUAUCCUCAUUCCACAAUCUCAAUGGGAGCCUUGGGAAUUUUACCCCAAAUUGUCACCUUCAAAAACUCAUCAUCUUCGAAAGAAAAAUCUUGAGAUAAAACCUUUAAAAUCAGUAGCUUUCCAUAUACUCCCUCCGUCCCGUAAUUAAGUUCCUAUUUCCUUUUUGGGAUGGUCCAUAUUAAAGUUCCUACUUCAAACAUUUCCUUAUUUGGCAAAUGAUUUACACCAAAACAGUGCCAAACAAUGCCAAACAGUGUCAAACAGUGUUUAAACAGUGUCAAACAGUGUUCAAACAAUGCACUCUACAGUAAAGUCAAAUUUAUUUCUUAAUAUGUGUGAAGUCAAACUAGGAACUUAAUUAAGAACCGGAGGGAGUAGUACAUACGGCCCCUCAAUCAUAACCUUUGUCCUAUGGGCUUCACUUUGGAACUUAAACACAGCCCAACCCUUGUCAUGGGUUUGGACCUUACAGUGCACCCCCCAUCUUUCUGUAAAGCCAUAGAUUGCCUUUAAGCCCGGAAACCUUCCCGUAAAACAACCCACAAGGCAGUAGCCCCAAACAUCAACUAUUGAAGGUAGCACACGAUUUGAGAAGUCAAGAAUGUCACCAGUUGGAGGAAUGUACCUCAGUUUUAGCCCUACAGAUGGGGCUCGGUUGUCCCUAAACAGUGCAGACCAUUGCUUCUUUUUUUUCGAUAAUAUGUAAGUAUAUUAGAGACCGAAAAAAUAACAAUUCAAUGUUACAAGCAAAGUGCAUAUCCCAGUAAAUAGGAUACCACAAAAUCAAACAUUCCCUCCUCACAAAUCAACAUUUUAGACCCAAAUACAGUAGGAUCAUAAAUAAAGUUCACACAAAAAAUCAAGCUACUACAACAGAAUAUUAGGAGUUCCUAAUCUAAAGUCCAAAGAAAGCUCGGAAAGGAUAAGUGAACUUUGAGUCGAAACAAACCUCACCUUUUUUCUUAGUAACUCCCGGCAUCCCCUCGAGACAAUUGGCUGUGAAAGUAAGGCCUUUUCUAUCCAAAUCGUCUGUAAGUCGAAGGGAGGUAUCCACUCUAAUCACACUCGCGUGCACGAACUUAAAUGGUUUCACAGCUAGCUUGAGUGUCUUACCGUUUAUGACCGCACAUUUGAUGACAACGUCAUUUAACUUCAAAUCUUUUUCAUGCAUCACAACCCUUUCGGCAUCUUCCAAACCGGCCUCGGAAACCUUAUCAACAGUUUUGGAUGGCGGGACAACAUUGGGAGCGCGAGCCGCACCCCCGGCAGAAGCUGCAGAAGCAGGUUGCCGCUGGAACCCGGGCGGGUUUUGGGAAGACCCGGGCGGGUUUGGGAUCUGUGCAGUACAUUUCCCCUGUGACCCGGUCGGGUAAGGAGGCAGCCCGGGCGGGUCAGUCCCCAGGGCAGUUUCUGCCCGAGCAGUAGCAGCAUCAACCUCAUCAAUUUUUUUUUCUGCAACAUCAAAUUUUUCCUUUUCUAUGUUUAGCAGACCAUUGCUUCUUUGGUGUAUUUGUUGUGGACGUAUUUGUAGUCCCUAGUGUUUCAGAACUAGCCUCACUGGUAACCUCCUCAUCACUGCUGAUAGCUUGGCCAGCAUUGAAACUGACCCUCGGAAGCAAGGAAAAAGCUUGCACGCCCCCCCCCCACCCCCACCCCCCGACCAGACUGUCUGGGUUUGCAGGGACGAUGAACAGUACCCAUAAGAUCCAAAGUGCUCAGAAAAAUAAAAUAAAAAUACCUGGAGGUGCUCCUGACGUAGGCGACCCCCAGACUGUAUUUAUUUUUGAGCUUCUGAUCCCGGAUCUGCCCGAAACAAUUCCUCAAAAGCGUUGACUUUGGAACUGUGAACAGUGCGCGACACCUGGAAGCGGCAAUCAACACCAAAUCAGCUCAAAGCUACACCAAUAGCUUCGUUUCUUGAUCGCGACCUCCAUACCAUGCUCCAAAUCCAGCUUGAAUCGUCAGUUUUUGAGCAGAAAUCAAAAGGGUAUGUGCAGGUGAACAGUAAUUUUCGGAAAUGACAGUUCAUUCCUUGCUAAAAUCGGCCUUCAAAACCCAAAUAACUCACAAAUCCAAGCACGACUAAGCAUUUAGGAAUGAUUCCUACCUUAGAUCGAGCAAAUACAAGCCAAAAAUUCGAAAAAGAACUCAAUCCAUGGCCAAGAAACUAGAGUCGUAAAACUGCCAUGAACAGUGAUUUACGAUUUUAGGGAGAGAGGCUCUCAACUUGACCAGUACCAUUAUUAAUUGGUACUUGGACAAGUAUGAUUGGUUUUCUUUAACUCUUUAUAGUUUAUACCUUGC
This is a messenger RNA of Cuscuta epithymum, 2832 nucleotides long. The record is from the annotation of a GenBank genome assembly. Lineage: Eukaryota; Viridiplantae; Streptophyta; Magnoliopsida; Solanales; Convolvulaceae.